This is a messenger RNA of Chelonus insularis, 1633 nucleotides long. It is a transcript of the gene Mvk, whose product is annotated as Mevalonate kinase. Gene Ontology annotation, molecular function: mevalonate kinase activity; ATP binding. Bases 24 to 1169 code for a protein of 381 amino acids. The record is from RefSeq and is a predicted model, not a curated record. Gene Ontology annotation, cellular component: cytosol; cytoplasm. NCBI's taxonomy places the organism in Eukaryota, Metazoa, Arthropoda, Insecta, Hymenoptera, Braconidae. The transcript has a single exon. Gene Ontology annotation, biological process: isopentenyl diphosphate biosynthetic process, mevalonate pathway; cholesterol biosynthetic process; isoprenoid biosynthetic process.
AAUUAUUAAACCAAAAUAUUAUAAUGGAAUUCAAAGUAUCAGCACCUGGUAAGCUCAUUUUAUAUGGAGAACAUGCAGUAGUUUAUCAAAAAACAGCUGUAGCUGGAGCUCUAGAUUUACGCACAACAUUGACCUUCAAAGAAUUACCUCAAAGCGAUUCAAUGAUUCACUUAGACUUACCUACAGUGCAAUCAGAUUUGUAUAUUCCACUUUUACAAAUUCUUGAAUAUUUUUCAGUGAAAGAGUGUCCAAAAGCUAUUGAAAAUCAAGACCAAUUUUAUCAAUAUAUCAAAGACUUUGUUGAUACUCUAGAGAGUAAAAACAAUCUUCAAAAAUUAGCACUAGAAGCUGUGAUGUACGUACUAAUAUCAAUGAGUCAGAAUGAAAACCUAGUGAUUCAGCCAUUUAAGAUAACAAUCACCACUGAAUUAGCAGUGAGUGCUGGUCUAGGAAGUUCAGCAUCAUUUUCCGUUUGUAUAUCAGCAGCUUUUCUGAACUGGGCAUAUCACCAGAAUGAUAAAAAACUGGUUUUAGAUGUUGAUACUCUAACUAUCAUAUCACAGUAUGCUUUUAAAUGUGAAAAAAUUAUGCAUGGAUCACCUUCAGGUGUUGAUAACUCUGUAUGUACUUACGGUUCUAUUAUUAAAUUUAAAAACACGGAAUUGACACCACUGAUCGGAGUUAAAAGCAUGAAAGUCUUGUUGGUUGAUACAAAGGUUUCUAGAAGUACGAAAGUGUUGGUAGAAAAAGUAGCAUCAUUGAAACGAGAACUUCCUAUGGUUUAUGAUCCGAUUCUUGAUGCUAUGGACAGUAUUGCUAACAAUGCGCUAUCAGUUAUUGAACAAAUACGUGAUUUAGAUACAGAAGAGUCGGAGGUAGCUGUACGAGGGUGCUAUGAACGACUUAUGACUUUGAUAAAUAUUAAUCAAUCAUUGCUGAGUGCUUGCCAAGUUUCUCAUCCAGCACUAGAUGAUAUCUGUGCUGAAGCUAGAAAACAUGGUCUUGCUGCUAAGCUUACUGGUGCUGGAGGCGGUGGAUAUGCGUAUGUUUUAUUGUUGCCUGACACUUCUGAUGACGUUGUUGAUCAUCUUGUGCACGUUCUUACGGAGCGUGGGUUUGGCGUCACUUUGACUUAUCUAGGUGGCGCUGGAGUACAUAUUCAUGGGUAAUUCAAGUAGCUGGGCGGCGCUAGGGUGCAAAUUUAUGUGGAGGAGUUCUGUUAGAUUAAAUAAGGCGCACAAAUGAAGUGCAUUAUUGUUGAAAUAUGGCUGACUGUGUUAAGAUCAUAAGGGUUUUAGAUUGGUGCUGAAUCAUGGCGUCUAAAUGCCGAAUUUUUUUUUGAAGGAUUUUUAAUUUAUAUUGGGAAUUAAACGUACUUGACGAUGCUUUAUAAGAAUUUUAGAUUUAUUCCACUUUGUUAUGAUUGUUAAUAUUAAUUUAAUCAAUUUUUUUAUUGAUUCCAAUUAUUUAUUACAAUAUUUUAUUUAUUAAUGACUUAAUAUAUUUUUUUAUUAAUACAUCAAUCGGUUCUUAUUUUUAUCGAUAUUGGGAAUGUUUUAAACAAUUGCGGGAAUAUUGUUAUUAACUAACUUAGCUAGAAUUUUUGUGAUGAAUUUUAAAGCUUUGGUGAUGU